AUGGCAUCGGGAGAAACGAAUGAGACAGAAAAUUUGCAGAGAAAAUCGAAAGAUGUUGGUUGGGAAUUUGGAGUUUUGGUAAAUCCCACCAAUUUGGACAAAGUAAAAUGUAAACUAUGUGGAAAAGAGUUUUCAGGUGGAGUUCAUAGGUUGAAACAACAUGUUGCUAGAAUACAAGGGAAUGUGUCUGGUUGUCCAAAUUCCAAUAUAGAAGAUCAAGAGAAGUGCAAGCUAGCAAUGCAGGAAGCAAAAAACAAAAAAAAACGAGUUCGGAUGAAAGAUUCUGAGAUUCGGAAUUCAGUAAAUAUUGAUGAGAGAAGGCAAAUGGAAGAUGAAGUCAUUGAAGUAGAUGGGAUGGGAGUUAACAAAAUGUCUCGCAUGUUUGGUCCUUUGGAUAGAUUUACUUCAAACAUCAAUCAUGAAUCUCCCCAAGGUCCAAUAUUGACACCACGUCAACAACAUAUCAAGAAUGUUAUUGCGAAAGAGAAACUGCAUGUGGUCCAUCAAUAUAUUGCUAGAUGGGUUUACUCUCAUGGAAUUCCCUUUAAUGCCAUUGCGAAUGGUGAUUUUAAGAGAAUGCUUGAAGCUGUUGGACAAUUCGGACCUGGUGUCACUCCGCCUAGUCAAUAUCAAUUGAAGGAGCCUUUGUUAAAAGAAGAGGUUGGUAGAGUGACUGGUAUAGUGAAAGCACAAGAAGAUGAGUGGAAGCUGAGUGGAUGCUCUGUCAUGACAGAUUCUUGGUCAGAUAGGAAAAGAAGAAGCAUCAUGAAUUUGUGUGUAAACUCCAAAGAAGGUACAAUGUUUCUCUCCUCUAAAGAUUGUUCUGAAGAUGCCCAUACAGGUCAAUAUAUUUUUGAGUAUGUCAAUGAGUGCAUUGAGAAAGUGGGUGAAAAUCAAGUAGUUCAAGUGGUAACUGAUAAUGCCACUAACAACAUGGCUGCUGCUAAGUUAUUAAAGGAGGUGAAGCCAACAAUAAUUUGGACUUCUUGUGCUACUCAUACAAUAAAUCUGAUGGUAGAAGGCAUUGCUAAGCUUCCUUUGUUCAAGGAAACGAUUGACAGGGCUAAGACAUUUACUAUUUUUAUUUAUGCUCAUCAUAAGACUUUAUCUUUGAUGAGGAAGUUUACAAAGAGCAGAGACAUUGUGAGGCCUGGAGUAACUAGAUUCGCAUCAGCCUUCCUUACUUUGCAAAGUUUGCUAGAGAAGAAACAGCAUUUAAAGAUGAUGUUUGCUAGCACCGAAUGGGACACAUGUAAAUGGGCAAAAGAUUCCAAAGGACUUGCAGCAUAUCAUACAACAACAAAUAUGGAAUUUUGGGAUGGUGUGGAAAUGUGUAUCAAAGUCUUUGCACCCUUGGUUAAAGUACUUAGAUUAGCUGAUGGAGAUUUGAAGCCAACAAUGGGAUUUCUACAUGGAGAGUUGGAAGAAGCAAAGAAGGAGAUAUGCAAAGUCUUAGAUAUUGAGAAGAACUACAAACCUAUACUUGAUAUCAUUGGGCAGAAGAGUAAAGGUCGACUUGAUAGUCCUCUUCAUUGGAUGGGAUAUCUCUUGAAUCCUUAUUUUUUUUAUAAGGAUUCAACUAUCCAAUUUGACCGGGAUGUCAUUAGUGCUACUUUCAAGUGUGUUGAUGCGUUUUAUCCAAAUGAUCUUGAUACUCAAACAUUUGUCAUCAACACUGAAGUUGCAAAGUAUACCAAAAAAGAGGGAAAUUUCGGGCAUCCUACAGCCAUGAAAGGAUGUUCCAAAAACGAUGAAAAUUAUGAUCCUGGUUUGCUCUCUAAGAACUUUUGUAUUUAUUUUAUUCAGUUUUUAAUUUUUUUCAAUAGUUGUUUACUAAAUAAAAAUAUAUUUUAGUUCAAUGGUGGAGCUUCUAUGGAGUUGAGGUUCCUAAGCUACAAACAAUGGCAAGGAAGAUUUUGUCUUUGACAACGAGCUCAUCCGGAUGUGAACGUAAUUGGAGUACUUUUGAAGGGGUACACACCAAGAAACGAAACAGACUUGAUACACAACGUUUGAAUAAUCUUGUCUACGUCCAAUUUAACAUGAGGCUGUUGGCCAAACGAAAAAAACAAAAAGAGAAGAAAGUGGACGUACUACUUGCUGAUUGUGCUAUUCAUGCUCAAGAUUGGAUCGUUGAAGAAGAUGAUGUGGAACUAGGAGAUACUUCUGAAACUAUGGGAGACACAUCUAAAGAUGAUGAUUUGGCUAGAGAGCUUGAUGAGUCUGAUUAUGAAGAAGAAGUAGAUUUUGAGUUUGAGUCAGAUGAUGAUCACCCUUUUGAUGGAUAAGAUGAAGAAAGGUGUGACUAGAAGCUUCAUUAAAAUUUAUUUAUUAUUAAA
Messenger RNA from Camelina sativa (false flax), 2339 nucleotides. The record is from RefSeq and is a predicted model, not a curated record. Lineage: Eukaryota; Viridiplantae; Streptophyta; Magnoliopsida; Brassicales; Brassicaceae.